CUGUCCGAGAAUUUGGCUCAGGAAAAUAUAAAUUUCCAUUUAAUUCCUCCGCAAGCCCCUCACUUUGGCGGUCUUUGGGAAGCAGGCGUUAAGUCCAUAAAAUAUAAUUUACGGAGAAUAUUAGGUAAUUGUAACCUUACAUACGAGGAAUUAAACACUGUGCUGGUUCAAAUUGAAGGUGUACUGAACUCUCGUCCGCUGACACCUCUCUCCACGGAUCCUGAUGACUUACUGCCAUUAACCCCGGGACAUUUCCUCAUCGGCCGCCCCAUCACCUCUCUUCCUUCUCAAAAUUAUGAAGAAGUCCCUAGCAGUAGACUGAGUCGAUACCAACGCAUCCAACAACUUCGUCAACAUUUUUGGAGAAGAUGGAGCAAGGAAUAUCUCUCAGAACUCCAGCAGAGAUCAAAAUGGCGUUCCAAUGCUGACACUUUAGGGACGGGUGAUCUUGUAGUCCUGAAGGAAGACAAUUUACCGCCGCUCAAAUGGCGACUGGAUCGAAUUACAGCCUUUCAUCCCGGAGCCGACGGCAUCAACCGCGUUGCCGAUAUCAGAACUGCCACCGGAAUCGUCCGAAGACCUUUCUGCAAAAUCUCCCCUUUACCUAACAACAAGGAAGGCUAA
Molecule: messenger RNA, 624 nt
Organism: Parnassius mnemosyne (clouded apollo)
Lineage: Eukaryota; Metazoa; Arthropoda; Insecta; Lepidoptera; Papilionidae
Source: the annotation of a GenBank genome assembly